AUGAAGGUCCCCAUCCUGCAUCCUGGCAAUAUCUCGCCCACCGUAAUGUGCGAGUACGAACAUGCUUGCAGGAACUACUUUGAGCACAAGGAGAUCUCCGACGAUAAACAUGUCCGAAAGAUCCUCGCUGGUAUCAAGGACUCCAGAAUAUGCGAUUGGAUCGCAAGCAACCGCGCGUGA
Messenger RNA from Sparassis crispa, 180 nucleotides. RefSeq lists its product as hypothetical. The record is from RefSeq and is a predicted model, not a curated record. Bases 1 to 180 code for a protein of 59 amino acids. The transcript has a single exon. Lineage: Eukaryota; Fungi; Basidiomycota; Agaricomycetes; Polyporales; Sparassidaceae.